AAGGUGCGCCCGACCCGAACCCCUCGAGCUCGACUGCCCCGCGAUGGUACCUAUGACAACACAGAACAUGCCGCUGACGCUAGGUCUCGAUGGGGUGCAAAUAGUGCAAACCGAAGAAAUGCCGUCAAGAGUGCAAGAAGUCGUGCCCUGUGGUGCGGUCUGGAAAACUUUGUAUUGAGGUAAGCCCGGAAUCUCUCUCUGUUUCGAGACCAGACGACCUAACGAUUCCUCUCAAAGGUGACGCCCGAAUCCCGCAUCGCCUUUAUCUCGGAGCAGCUCUGUAUUGGCUGUGGUAUCUGCCCCAAGCGCUGCCCCUUCGGCGCCAUCACCAUCAUCAACCUGCCCACGAACCUUGAGAGCCAGAUUACCCACCGCUAUGCCGCCAACAGUUUCAAGCUCCACCGUCUCCCGAUGCCGAGACCCGGAAACGUUCUGGGUCUGGUUGGAACCAACGGUAUCGGCAAGAGUACAGCCCUCAAGAUUCUCAGCGGCAAGCUCAAGCCCAACCUGGGCAGGUACGAAAACCCGCCGGAUUGGGAGGACGUGAUCAAGUACUUCCGUGGCUCCGAGUUGCAAAAUUACUUUACCAAGCUGCUCGAGGACGACCUCAAGUCUGUCGUCAAGCCGCAGUAUGUCGACCAGAUUCCCAAGGCUAUCCGCACCCCCGACAAGAGCGUCAAGGCCUUGAUUGAGAGCCGCGUCUCGCUGGACAACCUGGACGAGGUCCUCGAUACUCUGGAGCUGCGCCAUAUCUAUGACCGCGAUGUCACUCUCCUCUCCGGUGGUGAGCUUCAGCGCUUCGCUAUCGGCACCGUCUGUGUACAGAAGGCCGACGUGUACAUGUUUGACGAGCCGUCGUCGUAUCUUGAUGUCAAGCAGAGGCUGAGCGCUGCCCGCAUCAUCCGGUCGCUGCUGCGCCCCGACGACUACGUCAUCGUCGUCGAGCACGAUCUGUCCGUCCUCGACUAUCUCUCGGAUUACAUCUGCGUUCUCUACGGGCAGCCGGCAGUAUACGGCGUGGUGACACUUCCUCACUCUGUCCGUGAAGGCAUCAACAUCUUCCUCGAUGGCCACAUCCCGACCGAAAACCUGCGCUUCCGAGAGGAGAGCUUGACGUUCCGUAUUGCCGAAGGCACUGAGGACUUCGUUGCCGAGAAGUCGCGGGCGUUUCGCUACCCUGCUAUGGAGAAGACCCUAGGUAACUUCAAGCUGAGCAUCGAAGCCGGAAGCUUCUCCGACUCCGAGAUCAUUGUGAUGAUGGGUGAGAACGGGACUGGCAAGACCACUUUCUGCCGUCUCUUGGCCGGUUCUCUCAAGCCUGAUGGGACCAAGAAGGUUCCUGAGAUGAAGAUUAGCAUGAAGCCUCAGACAAUUACACCCAAGUUUGAGGGCACCGUUCGGCAGCUGUUCUUCAAGAAGAUUAAGGCAGCAUUCCUGUCUCCUCAAUUCCAGACAGAUGUCGUGAAGCCUCUCAAGCUUGACGAUUUCAUCGACCAGGAAGUGAAGAACUUGUCCGGUGGUGAACUUCAGAGAGUGGCCAUCGUUCUGGCCCUCGGUAUGCCGGCCGAUAUCUAUCUCAUCGACGAACCCUCUGCCUACCUUGAUUCCGAACAGCGUAUCGUGGCUAGCCGUGUCAUCAAGCGGUUCAUCAUGCACGCCAAGAAGACGGCCUUCAUUGUCGAGCACGAUUUUAUCAUGGCCACCUAUCUCGCUGACCGCGUCAUCGUCUUUGACGGCCAGCCGGGUAUCAAUGCACACGCCAACAAGCCGGAAUCGCUGCUCACCGGGUGCAACACCUUCCUGAAGAACUUGGAUGUCACCUUCCGCCGCGACCCCACCAACUUCCGCCCUCGUAUCAACAAGCUGAACUCGCAACUUGACCAGGAACAGAAGUUGAGCGGCAACUACUUCUUCUUGGAAGACAUCGACAAGAGCUCGUGAAGAGGGCAUCCCUAAGGACACCUACAACCAGCACGACCACCGGCCCCCUCGUGACGACGCAUCUGAUUCCGGCGUUCUAGGCGUUCAAAAAGGUGACGGCUGCAAAAACCGGCCCGGCGGCGCUCGGGGCAGUCUGGGCGGUGCAUCGGACGAGGGCGGCGUGUCCGAGGACGACGACCCGGACAUCUAACACCGGCGGCGGCCGUCUAUCCCCUGUUGCCUGGUCCUAUCGAGAGAGGUCGGUCCUUGGAAGAAUGAGGCUGUUCGAGCCCGGUCCGCUGUAGUUUGGAGAGGGCCGGUUGUCUCGGUAGAUUGAGGGGCAAUGGAUCAAGCUGGAUGACUGCCGCCAGGAGCUCAAGCAGGUCCGAUCCUUGAGGGAUCUGCCUAGAGCCCCCACUGGUGAAA
Messenger RNA from Thermothielavioides terrestris NRRL 8126, 2346 nucleotides. RefSeq lists its product as uncharacterized. NCBI's taxonomy places the organism in Eukaryota, Fungi, Ascomycota, Sordariomycetes, Sordariales, Chaetomiaceae. The record is from RefSeq and is a predicted model, not a curated record. Bases 412 to 1941 code for a protein of 509 amino acids. Gene Ontology annotation, biological process: translational termination; translational initiation; ribosomal subunit export from nucleus. Gene Ontology annotation, molecular function: ribosomal small subunit binding; ATP binding; iron ion binding. The transcript is spliced from 10 exons.